Spodoptera littoralis (African cotton leafworm) is the source of this 762-nucleotide messenger RNA. NCBI's taxonomy places the organism in Eukaryota, Metazoa, Arthropoda, Insecta, Lepidoptera, Noctuidae. The record is from the annotation of a GenBank genome assembly.
UAAGAAUGUCUCAUCACGCCUACCUUCGUAUCCUGGGCUACGUCACUACCAUAGCGCUGCACGUCUCCAAUAUCACGGUGAUGAUGACCUCCUUCCAUGGAGAGCCCAUGAAGAAUGCCUACGUCAGACAUUUUAGCGAAAUGCAGUUCUUUUUCUUUACAUGUUGGACUUUUUUCUUCCAAACAGUAUACGCGAUAUUUGCUCUCUACACUGAUGUCCUAACACUGAAGAAUACAGACAACAAGUUAUAUGAGCUGCCCAAACUGCUGGCUGGGGCGAGAGAUGCCUUCUUCACAAUUAUGGUUUACCCAUCUACAAUUCUAGUCUUCACAGUCUUCUGGCCGUUCUUCUACUACGAUAGGAGUCUUCUGUUCCCUGCAGACAUCGACUUGGUGAUCUCGAAGACUUCCAACCAUAUAAUGCAUACUUACAUACUUCCUAUUGCCAUCUGGGAGGUCAUGUUUAGGAGGAGGAAGCCUCCCAAAUCACAUGUGUGGCACAUUUUGGGAGUCGAAGCUCUUGCGCUGACGUAUUUUUCCGUAUUGUUCUUCGUCCACGCCGUCAAAGGCGUCUGGAUAUACCCAAUAUUCGGCAUUCUGAAAGGAUCUAUAUUGUUUUACUUAUUCUUCUUGGCGAUUCUAGCAGUUUUACCAUUUAUGUACUUUACGCAGUGGACAUUAACUUCUCUGCUAUGGGAGGGAAAGAAGAAGAAAGUUUAUUGAGAGAAGAAAGAUAGAGAAGGGGGAGGGAGAGAAGGAUUGA